Molecule: messenger RNA, 2210 nt
Organism: Perognathus longimembris pacificus (Pacific pocket mouse)
Lineage: Eukaryota; Metazoa; Chordata; Mammalia; Rodentia; Heteromyidae
Gene: Cd177
Product: CD177 molecule
Exons: 13
Coding region: 1-1896 (631 amino acids)
Biological process (GO): cell-cell junction maintenance; positive regulation of neutrophil degranulation; regulation of integrin-mediated signaling pathway
Cellular component (GO): plasma membrane raft; plasma membrane
Source: RefSeq, a predicted model, not a curated record
AUGAGCCCGGCACCACUGCUGGCCGUGCUGCUGGCCACCGCCUCGUUACCCGCCGCACAGGCUUUGCAGUGCCAGGAGGGGCUGACCCAGGUGGUGAGGGCCACCCUGGAGCUGCCCCUCAACUGGACCGCUGGCCAGGAGACGUGUGGGGCGGGCCAGGGCUGCCAGGACACCGUCAUGAUCAUAGCGAAUGGACCUAAAGUGAACAUUGUGAUCAGCAAAGGCUGCACUAUGGCUGAGGACGAAGAGGCCCGAGUCACCAGGCACAGAGCGGGCCCCGGGCUCUCCAUCACCUCCUACCACCAUGUGUGCCGCCACGCCGACUUCUGCAACAGCCUGUCCAGCACCCAGACCCUCGGGGCUCUGCCCACCCCCUCAGUCCCAGGGACCCUGCGCUGCCCCGUCUGCUUCUCCAGCGACCACUCAUGUCCCGAGGACUCGCAGGGUCACCUCUGCCCCGCGGGACACACGCACUGCUACGACGGCUUACUCAGGCUCAGGGGAGGGGGGAUCACCAGCAAUCUGCGGGUGCAGGGCUGCCUGCCCCAGCCAGGCUGCAACCUUCUCAACGGGACGCAGACCAUCGGGAUCAUGGACGUGAGUGAGAGCUGCGGUCCGUGGUCAGAGCGUCUGGAAUGCCAGAAAGGGGCGCUGGAGACAGUGAGGGAGCUGUCGGAGCUGCCCCUCCAGUGGACCUGUAACAACUGCCACGUGACCUGCCAGGUGGGCGAGGGCUGCCAAGACACGCUGGUGAUCGUGGAGAAUGGACCCCAGGUGUAUUUGGCGCUCUCCAAAGGCUGCACCACCGCCCAGGACCACGAGGCCAGAGUCACAGAGCACAGGCUGGGCCCCGGGCUCUCUGUCACCUCCUACAGCCUGGUGUGCAGACGCGGGGACUUCUGCAACGCCCUGUCAAGCACUGUGCCGGUCUGGGCUCCGCCCCCUGCCACAGCUCCAGGGACCCUGCGCUGCCCAGUCUGCUUUUCUAGAGGCAAGUGUCCUGAGAAGUUGCCGGAACACCUCUGCCCCGUGGGACACACACACUGCUAUGAUGGCUUCCUCAGGCUCUCCGGAGGGGAGAUCUCCAGCAAUCUGCGGGUGCAGGGCUGCCUGCCCCAGCCAGGCUGCAACCUCCUCAAUGGGACGCAGACCAUCGGGGUCAUGGACGUGAGUGAGAGCUGCGGUCCGUGGUCAGAUCCUCCGACGUGUUUCCGGGGGGUCUCGCUGCAGUCUGGCUAUGGCUUUAACCCUGUGGAAUGGAAUGCGAAUGGAAGGCAGAUGUGCAAUGCUGGGGAGGUGUGUCAGGAGACUCUGCUGCUCAUCGACAUCGGACCCAAUGCACUCCUGGUAGGGAGCAAAGGCUGCGGGGUGGACAGGGGACAGGCUUCGCAGAGGAUCUCCAUCUACUCCAGCCCCCCCGGAAUGCUAGUGGCCUCCUACAGCCGGUUCUGCUCCUCCGACUUGUGCAACAAUGCCAACAGCAGCAGUGUCCUGCUCUCCUCCCUUCAGCCAGGUCCCCCUGUGCCAGGAGACACACAGUGCCCUGCCUGCGUGCAGCUCAGCUCUUGCUCCUCCAGCUCCUCACCUGUCACCUGCCCAAAGGGUGCCACCGGCUGCUACAGCGGGAGCCUCCACUUCAGGGGAGGUGGGCUGUUCUCCCCACUGAGCAUUCAGGGCUGUGUGCCCCCAAACUUCACAUCCUUGCUGAAAGGCACCCAGAACAUUGGCAUCUUCUCCGUGAUGGAAAGCUUUGAGAUUAAGGAAAGCAAAAAGCGCAAGAAGAAUUUUAUGUUUAGCAGUGCGGCCCUGGGCGCCUGCCGGGCUCCAGUCUUGGCACUGGGGCUGUCUUUGAGUGUAUUGAGCUUUUCUCUUCUGGCUAAUCUUAUUUCCCUGUGAUCCGGGUGAUGGGAAUCAGCAUUGCUCUCAUAACCUCAUGCUGCCUUCGUGGGCCACUGACACCCACACCCACCCCCAGGGGCCAGUUCUCAGAAAAACCUCUCCUCCCACCCUUUCUGAAAGUGGGCAUUGCCCCUUGUGAGACUGUCUACAGUAGCUGUCCGAUUUCACAACUAAUAACUUCCUCCUUUUUGUUUUUUUAUACACUUAAACCCUGGGAAACAACUCCCCCUCCCUGCACCCCUUGUAUUUCCAACCUGUUUGGUGGUCCUUGGCACCCCUCUGCAGCAAUGAUUAAAGUCUGAUCUGAUCUA